AUGCCCAGCUAUACCGGAAAAUGCGUUUGUGGUAACGUCAAGUACAGCGUGUCAUUAGACUCGCCCGAUGACGCACGAACAUCACUUUGUCAUUGUGGAAGUUGUAAAAGGGCAUUUGGAACCAAUUUUGGACUUACCACAAAGGUCGCACUUGAUGGCUUCAGCUACGACCAAGGCAAACCCAAGACCUUCAAGCAGGAGAAUGGCGUUGUUCGAGAGUUUUGCCACAAUUGCGGAGCUUUCAUCUGUGAAUAUGGUGAACAAGCUGCGGACAAGUUUCGAUACAUCAUGUGGGGAACCUUUGACGAACCUGACAAGUUUCCUCCCAAGGGAGAGUUCUUCUGCAAGUAUAGGGAGAGCUGGAUGCCAGAAGUGCCAGAUAUAUUUCAUAAGAAUGAGAUCAAGGAAUAA
Fusarium oxysporum Fo47 is the source of this 411-nucleotide messenger RNA. Its product is annotated as Mss4-like protein. The record is from RefSeq and is a predicted model, not a curated record. Lineage: Eukaryota; Fungi; Ascomycota; Sordariomycetes; Hypocreales; Nectriaceae. Bases 1 to 411 code for a protein of 136 amino acids. Gene Ontology annotation, molecular function: carbon-sulfur lyase activity. The transcript has 3 exons.